AUGAAACCAACAACCACCCUCCUCCUCACCGGUCUCCUCGCCCUAGCCACCGGCACCCUCGCCGAUAAAACCUGUACCCCGAGUUUCGAUUACUGCGCCAAUAAGCUGUUGAGUUCGAAGGGAUUCACGGAGAAUGACCUCAAGACGGCGCUGCAGGGGACGGGGCUGGAGAAUGAUGAUCUAGCGGAUAUACUGUUCCAUUGCAAGAAUCCGGGGGAUGUGGGGCAUGCGCAGCUGUGUGCCGGGGGUUGUAAGGAUCCGGCGACGGAGGGGAGUCAUGGGUGUUCUGGUUGA
This is a messenger RNA of Aspergillus japonicus CBS 114.51, 294 nucleotides long. RefSeq lists its product as uncharacterized. Lineage: Eukaryota; Fungi; Ascomycota; Eurotiomycetes; Eurotiales; Aspergillaceae. The transcript is spliced from 2 exons. Bases 1 to 294 code for a protein of 97 amino acids. The record is from RefSeq and is a predicted model, not a curated record.